Zootoca vivipara (common lizard) is the source of this 853-nucleotide messenger RNA. The record is from RefSeq and is a predicted model, not a curated record. NCBI's taxonomy places the organism in Eukaryota, Metazoa, Chordata, Lepidosauria, Squamata, Lacertidae.
CAGCCCUGCAGCUCUGAAUGUCUUCUCUGCACCCUUUGCUUGCCAAUGGAGAGUGAAGAUGGUUAUACUGCUUUGAACUUCCAGUCUAGGAGGGUUGCAUCAGGAACUGCCGCUGUAGCUCAGAAACAAGAUGCUUCUGGGCUUCCCUGUUGGUACCAGAUCACCCUGUGGGCAGCAGGCUUUGUGAUCAUCCUCCUGGGGGCGGCUGUGACAGUCUUGGCUUUACAGUUGGAAGCUGAAAAGGGAAAAAUUGUGAACAAUGGUGGAUGCAAUGCCUCAACAGACAAGUUUCAGGCUUUCCUAAGACUCAACUUCUGCAAUCAAAAACAGACUAGGUCCUCAGAUAAUUCCCCUUACAAAGUGUGCCCUGUACAAUGGCAGCUCCACAGGGACAAGUGCUACUGGCUAUCAGAAAAUAUUAAAACCUGGGAUGAGAGCCAACAUGACUGUUCAACAAGGGAUUCUCAACUGCUGGUCAUCCAAGACAAGGAGGAGAUGGAUUUUAUAAAAAGCAUUACAAAACAUGCAGCACACUGGAUUGGACUCUCACGGUUAAAACUGGAGAAGAAAUGGAUUUGGAUUACAGGCUCCCAGCUUGAUCAGAGUCUAUUUCCAGAACCAGACUAUGCUGAAGAAAACUCUUGUGCUAGAAUAAGACAUGAAGUCACCUCUGAAGACUGCAAUAGUGUGUUUAAAUGGAUUUGCCAGAAAGACCCUCUCCUACUCUGAUAUUUUAGUUUGAUAAAUGCAAUAAUUAUGUGGGUUGUUGUUAUUUGCCAGGACCGCACAAUAAAAAUGUCAUUGGGUGGCUGAGAAGAUUAUGUAAAGGUAUUAUUCUGUUGUCAUCAAAAUA